CGGAAAUUUCUAGUUGUUCCACGGGUCGAUGGAUUUUAUCCCUCUCUACCAUACCAAUUCGCUUAGGAGUUUUAUUCCAGAAUCGCCUCUAAUCCAAUCGCAAACGAUGUUGGGCCGCCUCCAGAGCCAGUUCCCGUCUAUCUUAGAUCAUGGCACCCUGGAUAAUCCCACUACAGUAGCCUCGCCGUUUGGCGCAAUGCAAACCUCCCUUUUUGGUGCCUUGAAGGUGACAAAAUUAGGCUACGCAUUAGAAAUAGCAGUUGACGCCGUUGGUGUUUGGACGGAUUCGAAAUGGGAAAACAAUCCACUGAGCUGCGGGCAAGCGGUAAACAAAAUAAUCCACCAAGUGACAAAUCUAAUAGUCCCGAAACAAAUCGUCUUUAAAACUCAUUCGAAAAGCUCAGAUUUGCUCUCUAACCAUUAUUAUGGCUACUUUUGACCUUCAACCUAUAUAACGCGGCACUACUAAAAUGAGUAAAUAGGACGAGGAAAGCUCCAGUAAUCGCGCUUGAUUUCUUGUUGAAGAAAAACUGUGACGGAAAGUUAGCUGGAGUACAUUUCCGAACAUACGGUCUGCAACACAACUGUACAUCAUCAUGUUCUCCUGCGACGUUGUUAAACUUCAUCAUCAAU
Messenger RNA from Uranotaenia lowii, 633 nucleotides. RefSeq lists its product as uncharacterized. The transcript is spliced from 4 exons. Bases 29 to 439 code for a protein of 136 amino acids. The record is from RefSeq and is a predicted model, not a curated record. NCBI's taxonomy places the organism in Eukaryota, Metazoa, Arthropoda, Insecta, Diptera, Culicidae.